Messenger RNA from Saimiri boliviensis boliviensis (Bolivian squirrel monkey), 2034 nucleotides. RefSeq names its product chromosome 6 C11orf16 homolog (gene C6H11orf16). Lineage: Eukaryota; Metazoa; Chordata; Mammalia; Primates; Cebidae. The record is from RefSeq and is a predicted model, not a curated record.
GAGUUGGUCGGUUGGGCUGAGGCCCUGAGCUCCAACUAUCAGAAGGUGCCUGAGGCUAAGGUAGAGGUUGGGCGUUUGGGGCUGUGGGUGGAUCCUCUGAAGGUCAUGGAAUCCUCCACGGGAUCCAGGAUGCCUUUGCUCAAAUACUGCAGCGUGGCCACAAGCCUCAAGGCCCCUGGCUGGGACAGUGCUGCUCCACCCUGGGACCUCUCCUUCACUUACCCCGUUGCCCUCCAAGCGCCCUGGCUCACCGGGCACAAGCCCCUUGCAAGCUACGCCUCUUCUUGUCCGUGUCUCCACAUUGCCAAUCCAGCAUGUCAGGGGUCUGGCUGGCUGGGAAGAGCUGGAGAUGCUGCCAACACAUGGGUCCUGGCAAGAAGGGAAGCAGACGGCUUUUACUACAGGGCUCAAAUAAAGGCCGCUCCUGAGCUGGAGAGACAGGGCGCCCUACUUGUGGAAUUUGAGGCUCCUCUUGUCGCAGGCCCAAAGCUGCCAGCCCAGCAGCUGAGUGUGGUCUUAGAAGAGAAUGUCAUUCCGCUCUCACCAUCUGUAGGAUACUCACUGAGACCAGGGGACACAGUGCUGGCACUCUGGGAGCACGGCCAAGAGCAGUAUGGCCCUGGCACCGUUCUUUUGGGCUUGGAGACGAGAGGUCCCCAGAGAGCAUCAAAGGAAGAAGAAAUCACUGUUUAUUUCUGGAAUGGCAAAACCGCUAAAGUUCCCUUAGGUGGGGUCCAGUGGGUGUCCCCGGCCAUCUGGAAGAAGGCUGUGGAGCAGCUGCACAAGCCUUUCACCAGGGAGCACCCCAGGCCCCUCCACUGGGCCCCUUGCUGCCCUCUGCUGGGGCCAGUCACUGGGUGCCUGACUAGCGAGCUUCCUCCGGGCACUCCAUUCCUGCACCCUCUCUGCCGCCCUCAGGCCUGCUGCCAGCUGCUGUGCCAGGCCUGCCUCUGUGGCUGCCCCUCAUGUGGCACCACCUGGUGGCCUCUAACCAGGACCUCAGAAGUCACAGCCAGAGAACUUUCAGAGUUGGAGCUGGAGCCCACAGCACAGCUUUUGCCCCUGGAAGGUCCUAAAGAGGAGAAAGUAGCAAGGCACGCUCCUCUGGCUGUUUCUUCCUCCUCAUCCUCCUCCCAUGAACAAGAUGAUGUGGAGAAUGAUCUGGAGAUGGGCCCUCCCCAGAGACUGAUGGUGAACAGUGCAGUCAACACAGAUCCUAUCCUUCUUGAGACACCUCUGAGGCAGAGUGGCCUCUGUCAGCCUGGGUGGAGGUACUGGAGGAGAAAUGGGCCUGAGCCACACCCUGGGAAGCCAGGAACAAUAUAUUCCAACAUCUGGAAAGAAGAAAAGGAUUGCAAACAGCAGAGAGUACAAACCGUAGUAUGGGGGACUACCAAGGAGCUGGUCUCAAAAGCAACCAACACGAAGCCACCACAGACCCUGCCGGGGAAAGUUGAACACAGAAGGCGGAGUCAGAGCCCUGCAAUAUGUCAGUGGAACAAGAAUUCCCCUUAGACUAAGAGCGCCAAGGAUCUAGGUAAAGCAGAAUGGCUGAAAACGACUUCCUAAAGACUCCUCACAUGAGUCUUAGACCCUUUGGGUCACAUCCCCUUUGAGAACAGUAAAACUUAUGGUUCCUUUUCACAGAAGAAUGCACAUGCCCUCAAUUGUGCAUGUAAUUUCCAAAGGCUUACAGAACCCAUGAAUUUAAUCACAGGCUUCUUGGUGGUACAAGGAUUCCCAUUUAAAUGACCCUCUGUACUAUGGUAUUGGGUAGGGGCCUCCUUUAUUAGGCCCCCAUAUUAGGAAUAUGGAGUCUCUUCCUCACUAAGAAUAAUACAGCCCUACUUAAAACUUUGUUUCCAUCAUAUGAAAUACUGGCACCUUUCCCAAGGAAAGGUUUAUGUUCAAAAUGAGAUAAUCACCAGGCAGCAAAACUGGGAGAUGUCACAGUACUGCUGUGGCAGCUACAAGAAGUUUGGGCCACAGCAAUGACUUUUUUUUUUUUUUUGAGACAGGGUCUCACUCUGUCAC